This is a messenger RNA of Penicillium paradoxum, 492 nucleotides long. Its product is annotated as DASH complex subunit DAD3 family protein. Lineage: Eukaryota; Fungi; Ascomycota; Eurotiomycetes; Eurotiales; Aspergillaceae. The record is from RefSeq and is a predicted model, not a curated record. Gene Ontology annotation, cellular component: mitotic spindle; DASH complex. The transcript is spliced from 2 exons. Gene Ontology annotation, biological process: attachment of spindle microtubules to kinetochore. Bases 1 to 492 code for a protein of 163 amino acids.
AUGUCCGCUUUCGCGCCCGAAGAUCCAGACCUCGACUACUCGUACGCCGAGGCCGACCCCGCGCAAACUUCCACCCCUCCGAUCUCUCAAGGUCAAUCCAUGAGCACCGACGCAGAUGCCUCGCAUGGCCGGGCCCACUCGAAUAACCCCCUUCUGGGGUCCGAUAAUCCCCUCGUCUCUGAUCUGGAGCAGGAAGUGCUCGAAGAAUAUGCUCGAUUGCUGCGAAAUGUGAACCAGCUUUCCGAUAAACUCGCCGACCUCGCUGGCUCCCCCGCUUCCAUGCCGCUUGAUGGCCUCCGUCUCCUCGAGCGCAAGACUGCGACCGUGUGCACCUUGCUCAAAGCCAGUGUUUAUAGCAUUGUGCUGCAACAGCAGAUCUGGAAUGAGAAUGAAGAGCAGCAGCAACAACAGCAGAGCGAGGAUCAGCAUUACCAGGAUCAGGGAUAUCAGCAUGGCGGAGGUUACGAUGAGGGGGAUAUGACAUUCCAAUAA